Molecule: messenger RNA, 5237 nt
Organism: Cololabis saira (Pacific saury)
Lineage: Eukaryota; Metazoa; Chordata; Actinopteri; Beloniformes; Belonidae
Gene: slc71a1-2
Product: major facilitator superfamily domain containing 14A2
Exons: 12
Coding region: 142-1614 (490 amino acids)
Biological process (GO): transmembrane transport
Cellular component (GO): membrane
Molecular function (GO): transmembrane transporter activity
Source: RefSeq, a predicted model, not a curated record
GAGGCGGGGAUGAGUUAGCUUGCUAGCUGCAUGUAGCCCACACUUCAACUGUUACGAGCUCAAAUUUUUACUCGACUGUUUUUGCUUCUGGUUCGGACGCAGCGAUGACCAUUUGACGUCAAGGAUGGACAUAAGUAAACAAUGACGGGGGAGAAAAAGAAGAAGAAGCGGCUGAACCGCAGCAUUCUUCUGGCAAAGAAAAUUAUAAUAAAAGAUGGAGGAAGUCCUCAGGGAAUCGGUGAGCCCAGUGUUUACCAUGCUGUGGUGGUCAUCUUCCUGGAGUUUUUUGCAUGGGGUCUCCUCACCACCCCAAUGCUUACAGUAUUACACCAGACAUUCCCCCAACACACAUUCCUGAUGAAUGGACUUAUUCAUGGAGUGAAGGGCCUAUUAUCAUUUCUUAGUGCUCCUCUGAUAGGAGCAUUGUCAGAUGUAUGGGGACGCAAAUCCUUCUUACUAUUAACAGUCUUCUUCACAUGUGCACCCAUUCCCCUGAUGAAGAUCAGCCCAUGGUGGUACUUUGCAGUUAUCUCCAUGUCCGGCGUCUUUGCCGUCACCUUCUCAGUGAUCUUUGCUUAUGUAGCAGACAUCACGCAGGAGCAUGAGAGGAGCACAGCUUACGGUUUGGUAUCGGCUACCUUUGCUGCCAGCCUGGUUACCAGUCCAGCCAUCGGAGCCUACCUGUCUGUGGCUUACGGUGACACGUUAGUGGUGAUCUUGGCCACAGCCAUCGCCCUGCUCGACAUCUGCUUCAUCCUGGUGGCCGUACCGGAGUCGUUACCUGAAAAGAUGAGGCCAGCGUCGUGGGGAGCGCCCAUCUCCUGGGAGCAGGCAGAUCCCUUUGCAUCUCUGCGCAAAGUGGGCCAGGACUCCACGGUGCUCCUCAUCUGUAUUACAGUGUUUCUCUCCUACCUCCCCGAGGCCGGACAGUACUCCAGCUUCUUCCUCUAUCUCAGACAGGUCAUACGCUUCUCCCCAGAGACGGUGGCUGCUUUUAUUGCAGUUGUGGGGAUCCUCUCAAUACUAGCUCAGACGGUGGUGUUGGGCAUCCUGAUGCGUUCCAUUGGGAAUAAAAACACAAUCCUCCUCGGCCUUGGAUUUCAGAUCCUCCAGCUGGCCUGGUACGGUUUUGGCUCUCGGCCCUGGAUGAUGUGGGCGGCGGGAGCAGUUGCAGCCAUGUCUAGCAUCACCUUCCCCGCCAUCAGCGCCAUCGUUUCCCGUAAUGCAGACCCUGACCAGCAAGGUGUUGUCCAGGGGAUGAUCACUGGAAUUCGGGGGCUCUGUAACGGUUUGGGUCCUGCCCUUUACGGUUUUGUCUUCUACUUGUUCCACGUGGAGCUCACUGACCCUGACGGCUCUGAGAAAGGUGGCAAAAUCAACAUGGCCAACCCCACUGACGAGAGCGCCAUCAUUCCAGGUCCGCCUUUCCUCUUCGGUGCAUGCUCAGUGCUGCUGUCUCUGCUGGUGGCCCUGUUCAUCCCUGAGCACACAGGGCCGGGCAUGAGGCCCGGGGCCUAUAAGAAGCACAGCAACGGGGCGCAGAGCCACUCCCACAGCCCCCAGGGCAGCGGGGCCGAGGGCAAAGAGCCGCUGCUGGAGGACAGCAGCGUAUAACCUCAGCCAAGGAGGGCAGACUCCCUUGUUCCAGCCCAAAAAGCCCCUCCACACAUGGACAGUUUCACACAUUUGACCACAUGGGCACACAUGCACCUCGGGCACACAUCAGACUCAAGUGCCACGAAGAGGAGUUUGUGACUGUGUGUUUGUGUCCGCAGCACAUUAGUGGGGGCUCCAUCGUUUGCAGCCCUUUUCUUUCUCAAAGCAGGGUUUUGUGAGGACUCUAAAAAAUCCGAUAUGAAAAGGCUUUUUUGAUUAUUUUACAGGCUGCAGUUGAAAGGUGUGUAUGUGUGUGUGAGUGUGUGUGUGUGAGAGGGAGAGGGAGGGGCCUGGCUCAGCAGGACUCCAGUCUUUGGUUUCUCUAAAGCUGUAACACAGUGGAAAAUGCAACAGCUUCUCCCCCCUACUGGUGCAAAACCAGACCGAAGCGAUUUUGGUUAAGAGUGCAAGUAGGGUUUAUCUCAAAUGUUACUAAUUACCUGUGUGAGUCUUGAUAUUUUUUUUUUUUUUUUUAAGUUAGUCAAUUGGCAACUUAUUCAACAAGACUGUAACAGUGAGUUGAACGGUAACGCUCUUUCACAAGUUGACUUCUGUUCUGAUGCUCGUCUUUGAGAAGACAUUUGUUGUUGACGUUUCCAAGAAGGGAACACAGUUCUUCCUCUGUGCACACGUCGACGAGGAGGUGCAGCAACCGUUAACUUUGAGAGGAGUCCUGAAGAGGCGCUGUCUCAUCUCAGUCACGAUGGUCAGCUGGUUCAGAUAUUUAAAGCUUUGUUAGGACCACAAUGAAUAUCACACUUCUUCCAGAGAGAAGUGCAGAAAAGAGACCACUUUAUUAGCUGAACUGUUUUUCAAUGUUUACUUGCCAAUCUCUAGAUUCGUAAUACAGUUUGGGUUGUAUAUUUUUCUGUUCAAAUUGAAGGCUAGUUGUGCUUCAAGUUUUUAUUCAAAAAAAAAAAAACAACAAAUGUUGCCUUGAAGUGACUUAAGAUAAAUAUAGACAUUACGUAACCUGUAUGAAGACCAUGGUCUGAAAAGGCUCUGUAAUCUUACACUAUUGCUCCCAUCGGAGCUGUUAAUGACUCUUUUUAUUCCUUUGUAUUCAUGCCCUUCAUGUUACUUUUGUAUCCUGACAUUUAUCACCAUCAGGGUUAAGGCUUACAGAACCAUGGUUUUAUUUUAUAAGCCUCUGGACCAUUUGGAGCUAGAGUGUUGUUAUCAGCAUGUCAGUGUUGGAACUGACUGCUAAUACCAAUUCUUUGAAUUUAUAUCACAGGUUCAAGAGAAUAUCAGUCACAGUGCUGCAGUUUAAAAUUGAAAGGUUCUUGGAUAAGGACUGCAACAAUUUCCUAUGAUCCCCUUUAAACGGCCAGGCAAGCAGUUAUAAAGAGUCAGCAUUACAGCACCUCAUGGACCUGUCCGUUAACACGUUUGAACUUCUAAUGUCUAACAUUGGGAACAUCUGUUGGCAGAACAAAAAUAAUAUUCAAAUCUAUGCUUUUAUGCAGAAUUGUGUGAAAUUUGAACAAGCAGUCUACAGAGUUGGCCAAAAGAGACUAGUCUAACACCUGCCCCGGGGAGCCUUUGUGGAGUUUUUUUCUUGCGUACUUAAAAGGGAAGUUGUGGUGAAAUGAAUCAGUCGGUUGUCAUCUGCAGUUCUGCUCAGUAGUUGGUUCCACAUAUUAUUCACUUUACCACGAUCAGACCUCCCAGAUGAGUUUUAGUGUGUGAGCCCAGGGUUUUCAUUUGUCAGUUUCCAGUGGAAAAUGUUAGGAAGGGUCUGUGGUGACCAACAAAAGCAGAACCACACAGAUGUGGAGAAGACGGUGACUUAAGCAAAGCUAUGAUGUGGGUUUACUGUUGUCAAACUGCAGCUGCUCAAAAACGGUUGCACAAAAUACACGUUUGGUGCUUUGCAUAAAGAAGUUGUAUAGAGUUAAUAUAAUAAAAUUCAAUGCAAAGUUGGACAUUUUAUGAGAGAAAAAGCUAAGAGUUUAGUAUGUUGUGACUUGUUGGGAGGGUCUGCCCUGUCCCUUUUUUCUUUCUUACAAAAAUCACAAGUAGAGCAUUACUUUGAAUGCAGCUCUUACUGUAGCUAAACUGAUAAUAAAGGAAGUGUCCAAACCCGUUCACUUUGCAUUUAGAAAAAAUUAAUUUGGUCCGUGUCAUGGCUGCGGCCUACAUUCUUUCUGGUCAUGUGACUCAAACUUUCCAAGCUAAAACAUUAUCCAACCGUGCUCCUGCUCUGAAAAUGACAGUUGAAAUUGAUGUCACCUCCUGUGGGCGAGAAAAGGAAGAUCUGUUUAGUUUUGGAUGUUUAACAUGCAGAUUGUUCUCCACUUUAAAAGUUAAUAGGUUUUGCUCAUUUUUCUAAAAUAAAUAAAUUUACACGAUCUAGCGUUUAAAUUAUUUGACCCUCUCCUUUUGCUUUUAGUGGAAAUUAAAUGUUUGCAUAGUAAUUAACUGUUGCCAGGAGAGCAAUAUUCGAGAACAAAGAUUACAUGAUGGAGUUUAUUCACGAAGGGGAAAGAUCACAUCUUGAACUACGUAGGCUGGCUCAGAAAUAGUCACAAAAAAAAACAAUAUACAGCAAACUGUAAAACCCAAAUUGCUCAUACUUUGUGCAGCACUCUUGGACGUAAACUUGUCUGCAGCUCGACGGCUGCUGCUCCUUCAUCUGCCACUAAGGUUUGGUACUUUUGAAUUCAUUCACAUCGCGGAAAAAAGUUCAGAAUUCAGAAUUUACUUCUUAAUUUCUGAAUUUAGAAAUGCCUCCUCUAGCUAACAAACGUGUCACAAGUUUUGUGCCAAACUUGUUUGGUCUUUUUUUCUUUUCAAUUGUGUAUAUGUAUUUGUUUUCUUGUCUGUCGUUGACAGUCUUUGUGUGUGUGUGUUUGAGUGUGUGUGUUUUCUUUUAAAUAUCUUUUUUUUUAAGCCAGUGAAGUCAUUCAGCCAUUUCUAGGAUUGUUUCCGUCAUCAUUCUUAUUUCACAAAUUAUCAAAUCUCUCUGUUUUGCAGUAGAGGUUUUCAUUUUGACAACAAGCAUUUCACUCCUUUCCCUGAUUUUAAGGUUGUUUUGUUUUGUUGUUUUUUUCCAGCAUUAUAUCUGCCACCAUAAACUCAGCAUUCACUUUUCUUUUAAAUUAUUUCUUUCAGAAGAGUUUCUACUACACAGGAAUCUGUAAAAACAAUUAGUUAAUUUAAUGUCUGCAUUAUUAAUCACUUAUUGAACCAACACUGAGGUGAACACAAAUUGAACAUCCUGUAUAAAUUGGGAAGAUUCUGGACCAGCUCCCACAUGCACUCAUUCAGCCUCCAAGCAGUCGACUUCAAACGUACAGAAAUCGCUCGUACGUCCAACAAAUGUACAUAUUUAUUGCUGAAGGAGACAGCUGCCUCUCGGUCUGUUUGAUAGUAUGGUGCAAAUAUAUAUUUCUCAAGACUUACCUGCUAGCCACUCUUGUUUUUAGUAAGACGUUGUUUGUGGCCUGAACCCCUUCUCUCUGUGUGCCUAAAUUUAGCCAAGAAAUGAGUGUGGCAAUGUAAGUAAAUGGUGGUUAUUAUGUAAAUAUGGGAAACUAAUGAUAAACUAUUUAUUAAAGGUUUAUUGUACGAUGAAA